GCAGUCCAACGACAAGGUUGCUGUGUAUGUUGACAACUCCACGUUGGAGCUGGUCAGAGCGCAUGCUGGCAAAGACGCCCAGCGCUAUCCCUUAGAAGUUGGCCCUGAAGGCUUUGCAGUGGCAAAAGUGGAUGGGGCCACAGUGCCCACUGAGGAGAGGGCAGCUGAGCACUCGAACUCUGAAGGCUCAGAGCCGCAUCGCAAGAACGAAUACAGCAAAAUGUUUUACAAGGC
Molecule: messenger RNA, 234 nt
Organism: Effrenium voratum
Lineage: Eukaryota; Dinophyceae; Suessiales; Symbiodiniaceae
Source: the annotation of a GenBank genome assembly